CCGACUCAGCCAUAUUGAAAUAUUGAAUGUCUCUGUUACACAAGGGCUCAAGAGUAGCCGUGAAAUUUUCGCGUGAUCCUCGACGAAGAGAGGAUAAGAGACAUCAUGGAAAGUAUGUACAGUAUCACCGUCACCAACAAAUUCUCGUUAGCGUUGGGUGAUGACGAAGAUCCACACGAGAAGCUCCGAGAAGAGGAACUAAAGAAGGAAGCUAGGAAAAAGGAGAAGCUUUCGGAGAAGGAGAAUAAGAGUAAGCAGCCGGAUGCGCAAAAGGGAACCGGUAAUAAAACGCAAAAAAACCGCGUGAUCAAAGAUGCCCAGCAACAAGCAUCUAAAGUGCAAGACUCAAAGAAAGAUCAAGGUUAGUAAUUUUUCAUUACGUUCUUGCCUCGUGCGCGGUAUUAUGGCCGUCGCACUGCUCCUCGUGGGUCCAUGUAGUUUAGACGAGGACCUCCUGGUGAGGGACGUGAAACUCGAGAAUUUCGAAAUUCCAAUGAUAAUCAACGCGGAGAUUAUGGAGAGCGCAGGGGUCGCGGUGGCAUGCGCGGAAUGGUGCGUGGUCGUGGGGGACCACGUGGUCGCGGAGGAUACGACUACCGUGGAAAACGUGAAUUCGAUCGUCAAUCUGGCUCUGAUAAAACUGGAGUUAAACCAGUGGAUAAGAAGGAUGGUGCUGGUAGCCAUAACUGGGGUACCCAUAAUGAUGAAAUUGAAGAAAGUUUGAACCAAGAGAGUCAAGAUUGGGCUAAUGAGAAACCUGAUGCAGAUGCCAACCAAACGACCACAGAGGUGAAAGAGGGAGAGGCAACUGCUGAUGCAGUGGAAGAGAAGCCGGUUGAGGAACUGACAUUGGAUGAGUAUAAGGCUAUUCUUAAUAACAGAGUGAAGCCUCAAUUCAAUGUGCGUAAAGCUGGAGAGGGUGAAGAUUUGACUCGUUGGAAAAAGAUGUACGCGCUGCAAAAGAAGAAAGAGGGUGCCGAGGAAGAGGAAGAAGAAGAGGAAGAAUACGAUGCUGCAGCAGAGUAUCCUCAACGCGUUGGAAGGCAAAAACGCGUGUUAGGUAUCGAGAUACAGUUCAGUGAUUCUCGGCGUGGUUCUGGUGGACGUGGCCGAGGACGGGGUCGUGGCGAACGUGCAAAUGGUCGUGGAUUUGGUAAUCGCGGUGCUCCUAGAGAUGGAGACACACGUGGUCCGGCUCCACAAUCUGAACAAAGGUCGCCCCGGGGACGUCAAAAUGCUCCAAAAGUAGAUGACGAGAAUGACUUCCCUUCAUUGGGAUAGGUGGUUUUGCUUGUCGUCUACAACACUAUCCCACCAUUACCACCACCAUCAGUACUACUACCACAGAUAAAAUUACCACUAAUACUAAAACUAUUACUAUCAACAUUUUUGCGUCAGUGACAACGUUAUUAAUGCAUAAUACAGUACACCCUUGCAAAAUGAGAUACGUAAUUUACCUAAAUAAAUCGGUAGCGCUUUGGAUGCGCUCUUACAUAUUGGCACGUUAACGUUAUACAUAAGAAGUCGCAUGAUAUGAACAAUGUAGAUCACGAUCCUUUUUUGUACUUGUAAUAACUCUGUUUGUCCGUAACUAGUUUCGAAUGGCUAGUUCACAGAUGAACGGUAUUAAAAACCAGAGGCUGGAUAUUCAAUGGACUUGUUAAAUAAUCGUGAAACUUGAUUAAAAUACUAGACAAAGAAUAUGGCUGAAAA
This is a messenger RNA of Habropoda laboriosa, 1713 nucleotides long. Its product is annotated as plasminogen activator inhibitor 1 RNA-binding protein-like. Gene Ontology annotation, cellular component: cytoplasm; nucleus. NCBI's taxonomy places the organism in Eukaryota, Metazoa, Arthropoda, Insecta, Hymenoptera, Apidae. The record is from RefSeq and is a predicted model, not a curated record. The transcript is spliced from 6 exons. Gene Ontology annotation, molecular function: RNA binding.